Messenger RNA from Lingula anatina, 2722 nucleotides. RefSeq lists its product as uncharacterized. The record is from RefSeq and is a predicted model, not a curated record. Lineage: Eukaryota; Metazoa; Brachiopoda; Lingulata; Lingulida; Lingulidae.
AGGAAUGUAUAUCAUCACACAAUGUCCUUGGCAGCUUUUAGACGAGCAGUUAGCCGUAUCCUCUUUCAGGGUCGGUCUUGUCUGCCUCCAAAGCAGCCAUUAUUGUAUAGUGCCAGAAAAUUCUGCCAUACUAAUGGGUCAGGAGAGAACGUGCGCGAAGCAGUUUAUCAGUCCAUUAGUGAGGGGUACAGCCAAAACACAGCUGAUGGGCUAAACUUUGGUGACAAUUGCCAUAACCAUUCCACCAGUAGUAAGAGUGGGCCAGCACAAGCAGAGGCAUGCUCCAGAUUCUUUUCACUAAUACAGCAGCAUAUUACCCUAUCCCCUGUACCAACUGCUGCAACCAGUGACCUGUUCAAAAACAGAGAUCCACAGGAUAUUGUCAGUGAGUUUGAAAGCAACCCAGAUUAUGCAGACAAUGCGUAUCAAGUCCUUCAAUACUUAUAUGCUGAUCUGUGUCUCAGACAACCAGAGACUGGCAGUGGUUUUUUAAACAGAGUUGUCAUAGAAGAUCUGAAAUUACUGGCAUUGUAUGAACACAUGCUUUUAAAGCUUGAAAUAUUGAAAGAUUUAGAAAUGAGAGAACACAUAAGCCAUAUUUCUUUAUACCCACAAUUCGUUGAAGACCCUGACAGAAAGUUGGGGGUGGUCUUGGAAAAAGCUGUCAUUCAAGCUUGGCCAACCUUAAGUCUACCUGAACAGCUUCAAUCAACACGGGCCAUGUAUGAAUUAUCUAAGCUUGACAAUCGAUAUUACCUGAAAGAGGCCACCGAAAAGCUCAUUUCUGAUAUCGAGGGUAUGCACAACAUCCCUAAAGAAUUUCAUUUUAGGAUCUUCAUGGCUAUCGUAAAUCAGGCCGAGCUCAGGUUGAAACAUGGUGAGAAGAACAUUUUGUUGAGUUUGAAACUUCUGGAACAGAGUUUGGCAAAGUUGCAUAUAUUAGAGAGCAAGUUUCUUAUUGUUUAUCUAGAAUUGAUGCAUCUCCUCCAACUGCCUGUGGCACUGCCAGCCUUGAAAUACAGUGUUUCUGUUCUGCAAAACGAGCAAUCUCUUCCACUGGUCGAUCAGUUGCUUUCCACUUACUUUAACAAACAGUGUGAUAGUAGAUCAAAAGUCUCAGACCAUCUGCUGAGUGAAAUUGAAAAUGUGAUUUUGAAUUCUAUGCACCUUUUAGAUAUCAGAGCAAAGAUUUGGUAUGCCUAUAAGCUGUCCCAACAGAACUAUAGAUGUGAAUUAAUUUACUCUGCUAUUAGGCUCUCUUUCCCAGACAACUUGGGGGCUUUGAAAGACAGCACUUUGGAAGCAAGCGACUGUUUACAUUGGAUGAAAUGUCUAGUGAAAAUGAACUGUGGAGAUGACACCAGUUUAAGGCGUAUUUUUACUCUGCUUCAGCAGGACUAUUUGGAGAGAUUGCGGCUUAGUGAAAAUUGGGAGGAAAGCAUAGGAUUUCUUAUUUCUUUGCUGGAGCAUUGGUUUGUUGCCUGUGUAUCUGGACAGUGUGACAUGGAGGUGAGUGAGUGGGAUCCUCUUUUGAGGAAUUUUUUCAGUGAGGCCUUCCAACGGAAACUUGAAGAUGGCAUCCCUACACAUGACAGCUAUGUGGAGCCCCUACUCAAAAUUUACGGCUAUUUGGAACUUCAGAAAAAUACCCAGUACACCAACCAAAUUCCUCGUCAUCAGUUUGAGAUCCCAGUCAUUAGGGAUGCCAUUUUGAAAACACAAUGGUUAAAACUGGAUUUGAUGAGUGAAAUGCCUUUUGCUGUAGCUCGGGCAAUUGACAGAGAGGUGCGACUAGGUACACUGCCUCACUUUGGGCUGGUGUACAUUGAGUUUAUUUUGGAUACAGUUGGGACUCCUGUGCUGGUACCCCCAGACAAAAUAAAGCCUGUUAUGUUGGGUUGCCAGCAGACGAGGCUACCGGAAGGUUGGCGAAGAAUUGCAGUGCGAGUUAUGAGGCAUGAAGAUUACACAUGGGAUAAAAAGGAGCUCAUAGUGCCCGAGGCGUGUAGGACAAAGGUUCUAGAGAAGCUUGGUUUCACGGUCUUGCAUGUACCCCCUGAACUGACGGAGAAAUGGGACCUGAGAGAGUUUCUGGAGGAGCAGCUUGGAGUUUACGGAUGGAAACCAAGUGAUGAAGCCCUUUAGUAGGUAGAAAGCCAGAGAUGACUUGAUGGUUCAGACUUCUUUUCAUGCUGAAUAAAGAAUACCUUGAAGAAGAUUUUUUUUUUUUUUUUUUUUUUUUGUAUUUAGACUCCCUGUAAAUAUUUAACCAAAUUACUGGUCAACAUUUUGGAGUUCCUGUAUGUUACAUGUUUAAUUUACUAGUAACCAUCCUUUUUAAAAUAAUCAGUGGUUCAGUGGACAGCUGUUAUUGAAGUAUAUUUAGUCUUGAAAUACCUUGCAGACAUUUAAAUUUUGGACAUUUAUUAAUUCUGCCUACUAAUAGACAAGUUUGAAAUUGCAGUCUCACCCAGACACAUUUUAAAAUUCCCUUGGCGAGAUUUUAAUUGUAAUCACCACGGUGAGAAAAAUCUGAAUCUUAAAGUAGUCAUGAAUGGUAACUUUACAACUUUCUUAGGGGUGUGAUUUAUCUUUAAAACUUAACUGUGACCUGUAUUUCAAUCUUGCCCGUUUCAUCCAUACUGUAACGUCAUAUAGUUGCCAAACAAGUUUAAUGUAAGUAAUUGUAAUUAGAGAAAGGAAAUAAAACAAUAAAAAAUUU